Acanthamoeba castellanii str. Neff is the source of this 390-nucleotide messenger RNA. RefSeq lists its product as uncharacterized. Gene Ontology annotation, biological process: mitochondrial electron transport, NADH to ubiquinone. NCBI's taxonomy places the organism in Eukaryota, Discosea, Longamoebia, Acanthamoebidae. The record is from RefSeq and is a predicted model, not a curated record. The transcript is spliced from 3 exons. Bases 1 to 390 code for a protein of 129 amino acids.
AUGAACAAGGGCGGAUUGUCGUCUGUGGCUAAUGCGGCGGUGGGAGAAGCCCACCGCAGGCACGUUUGCCACUUGUACAAGCGAGCGCUUAAGCUUCAGCUCGAUUGGUUGGUGAAGCGCGAGACGUGGUACCCCGAGGCCAACAAGACCCGCGCCCUCUUCCGCCAGCACAUGAAUGAAACCGACCCGCGCACCAUUUCGCGCCUCGUCAAGGAUACUGAGAAUCUUCUUUAUACCUACCGCCAUCCCGACCCCUACGUUUCUCCAAUGUCCGAGGGAGGCACCAAGUGGCAGCGAAACGUGCCCGUUCCCCCGGAGGUUGCGGAGAACGGCUGGGCCGAGUUCGACUACGAAGAGUUUGAGCAGCCUCCGCCCAAGGCCGACUUCUGA